Molecule: messenger RNA, 1629 nt
Organism: Arxiozyma heterogenica
Lineage: Eukaryota; Fungi; Ascomycota; Saccharomycetes; Saccharomycetales; Saccharomycetaceae
Gene: VTS1
Product: Vts1p
Exons: 1
Coding region: 1-1629 (542 amino acids)
Biological process (GO): nuclear-transcribed mRNA poly(A) tail shortening; regulation of mRNA stability
Cellular component (GO): P-body
Molecular function (GO): mRNA binding; protein binding
Source: RefSeq, a predicted model, not a curated record
AUGGGCAUUCUUCCUGUUAAUAAUUCUACUACUUCACCAAUCAAUAUGUUAAAUAGUAUCACUACUACUGAUAACUAUAACUAUAACAACAACAUCAAUAAUAAUAAUAGUGUCUCUGAUAAUAUUUCGCAUAAUUUUCGGUCACAGUCUCCAUUUGGUAGAAAUGCAUACCCUGGAGUAGUUUUGAUGUCUCCACAAUCUGCUUCUAAAUCGACUUCUUCUUCUUUUAAUCAAUCACAAAAUUCUAUUUAUUUUCCCUCCAAAAGUAAUGAUAAUCAUACUACAAAUACUAAUCAUAAUUCCAACAAUACUAAAAAUCCGCUUUCAUUUGAUGAUAUGUUAGAUAAAGUUACUUAUGAAUCAACUAAGUUGCCUUCAAUACAAUAUCCAGUCCCAUUAUCGUCUGCAUCUAAGCAUGCUUCCUAUGUCCCAUGUAUUGACAUACCAUAUAAUACAACAUCCAUUAGUAAUAAUAAUAAUAAUAAUAAUAAUACAAGUUAUAAUACUCUUCUUCCUUCACAUGUUCCAUCUCCUUUACCACAACAAUCUAUUAAUGCCAAUUAUCCCUUAGAUCAAAUGUAUCCAUCUUAUCUCAAUAACCAAUAUUUGGAUGUACCAUCUAUAAACGAUAAUGGCACUAUUAGUAUCCCCAUAUUUCUUUCUACCGACACGAAUACAACUGGAUUUCUUCAGGAUAUCAGAUGUAUAAAUCAUUGGAUGAAAAAUUUAUCUGUUCAACAACAGAUAAUAGCUAUUGAUAAUAUAUUAUCUGUUUUGAGUGACGACAUUCUUUUCCAUACAAAAACAAAAAUAGAUUCUGUCCUAAAAUCUCCUAAUACUAAUAUGUCUUUUGCAGAUUCCGCAUCCCUCUCUACUGUCAACAAUAGUAAAAUUUCCAAUUCUCUCCUUGAAGAUCAAUACAAUUCUGAAUUUUCAAAACUAGAUUCUCUAUUAUUUAAUGAGACACAGUUUAUUACUUCUAACAAUGCAGCACAUAUUACACAAAGUAAAACCAACAAUCACUAUAAUAACAACAACAAUAAUAAUAAUAAUAGUAAUAGUAGUGGUAGUGGAACAAAUACUAAUAAUUCAACCUAUCAUCCUUGGUCCCCACAGCCAGUAUCUCGAAAGCAUUCUUCAUUUAAUGUGGAAAGAUCUAAAUCUGUGGAUCCUGGAAUGUUGAUGACAAAGAGAAAUAUAUAUCAACAGACCACUUCAAAACAUUCUUUUGAAUCUUCUUCAUCUCCUUCAAAUGCAAACAAUAAUAAAUCUAAUGUAAUGACCUUUGUGAGCAACAACAAUAACAAUAACAGUAAUAAUAAUAAUAGACAUUCUAGCUCUACUACAAAUAAUCAUUCUGUUGCUCCAACAAAUAACUCAAUGACAUCUGAAAAUUUAUGUGACCCAUCGUUAUUGAAAAAUAUUCCAGCUUGGUUAAAAUCAUUGAGACUACAUAAAUAUUCUAAUUGUUUGAGUAACCUACCGUGGUAUACAUUAAUUUAUCUGACUGAUGAAGAAUUGGAAGCCAAAGGUGUUAGUGCCCUUGGAGCAAGAAGAAAACUACUGAAAGCGUUUAAUAUCGUUAAAGAUUGCAAAGAACAGAGUUUAAUAGAUAAAUCUGCUUAUUGA